AUGACUAUUCAGGACGGGCCCAGCAGCGCUCCUGCCGUGAUACCCUUGAUAAUCAACGGCAAAGAAGAGAUUCCAGACUCAACCUUCGAUGUCAUCAGUCCGUACACCAACGAACGGUGCUGGACGACAGCCUCAGCGUCUCCCCAAGAUGCCAUCCGCGCCGUCGAGGCCGCCGACGCCGCAUUCCCCGCGUGGUCCCAAACCAAGCCCACGGUGCGGCGCGACAUCCUGCUGAAGGCGGCGGACAUCUUGGAAAGUCGACUGGAACAAAAUGCCGAGUUCAUGCGGACCGAAAUGGGUGCCGAUGUGGGCGCCUCGCAGUUCUUCAUCGUGCCGCUCGGGAUCCGCAUGCUGAGGGACAUCGCGGGGCGUAUCACUUCCAUUUGCGGUAGUGUCCCCGUCGUUGAGGAGGAGGGCCAAAGCGCCAUUGUGUACAAGGAGCCUAUGGGUGUGAUUUUGGGCUUGGUGCCUUGGAAUGCACCAUAUGUGUUUGGUGUCCGCUCGGCGGCUUGUGCGCUCGCGGCCGGCAACACGACUAUCCUGAAAUCAUCCGAGUUGUCCCCAUGCUCGUACUGGGCUCUGGCUCGGGCGUUUGAAGAUGCCGGACUACCAGCCGGGUGUCUUAACCUGGUGUCUUGUCGACCGCAGGAUGCUCCCGAAGUGGUCAACGCCAUGAUCGAGCACCCUGCCGUGCGCAAAAUCAACUUCACCGGAAGUACGGCCGUGGGCAGGAAGAUUGCCCGAUCCUGCGGGCAGAAUCUCAAGCCUUGUCUGAUGGAGCUGGGAGGCAAGAACAGCUCGAUUGUCUGUGCCGACGCGAACAUCGACACGGCCGUUAAGGGCGUCCUAGCGGGAGCAUACUUGAACUCCGGCCAAAUCUGCAUGGCCACCGACCGCAUCAUCGUCCACUCGUCCAUCGCGCCAACGUUCAUGGAGGCUCUAAAGACAGCACUGAACUCGAACCUCGACCCUUCAUCUCCACCCCCAACCCUGGUCAACGUAGCCUCCAAAGCUCGCAUUGAUCGUCUCGUCACCGACGCCCUCGCCAACGGCGCCCACUUGGUCCACGGCACUGCUCCGGGAACGGAGGAGACACCGCAACAUCAGGGCGUCCGACUAGCACCGUUACUCCUCGGCGGCGUCACAGAAGAGAUGAACGUGUGGCAAGAGGAGGCGUUUGCGUCGUUGGCUGCGUGCAUGGUGGUGGAUAGCGACGAGGAAGCUAUUCGUAUCGCCAAUAGCAGCGGGUAUGGAUUGUCGUCGGCGAUCUUCACGGAGGAUUUGCGGAGGGGGUUGGCGAUGGCUAAGAAGAUUCAAUCUGGCGCCGUCCACAUCAACAGCAUGACCAUUCACGACGAGCCCGUGCUGCCUCAUGGGGGCGUCAAGAACAGCGGCUGGGGCCGGUUUAACACGGCGCAGGGACUUGACGAGUUCCUGGUGACCAAGAGCGUGACGUGGAUGGAUUGA
This is a messenger RNA of Aspergillus melleus, 1467 nucleotides long. RefSeq names its product aldehyde dehydrogenase. The record is from RefSeq and is a predicted model, not a curated record. Bases 1 to 1467 code for a protein of 488 amino acids. NCBI's taxonomy places the organism in Eukaryota, Fungi, Ascomycota, Eurotiomycetes, Eurotiales, Aspergillaceae. Gene Ontology annotation, molecular function: succinate-semialdehyde dehydrogenase (NAD+) activity. The transcript is spliced from 4 exons.